UGACUUGACGGUUAUGUGUGUGCUAGGGACAGGUGGCAGCCCCGGUUAAGCGAGCUGCUGUUGUUCUCAGCACAAAGAGAGCGGAGCCGGAGAAACACUUCAAAUUCACAUUCAAAUGGAAAAAAACAUGAACACGUUACGGUAAAUUCAAACAUUAUCCGCUAAAUUAAAAAAAAUAAUGUUUGUGACGCGUUUUGCGUGAAAUGUCCGACAAGGGAGACAAAUUCAACAGAAACUGCGCAGUUUAAUGGGAGCCGUGACCUGAGCAGAUAUGCCAGCUGACGACAAGGUAGCCAUCCUGACGGACGACGAGGAGGAGCAGAAGAGGAAGUAUGUGUUGGCCGAGCCGUUCGACGCUCAGUCGUCGGGGCAGCCGGCAGGUGUUCCCGCGGACACGCCGCCGCCAGCCGCGGGCACGCCGCCCGAGCAGCUGGAGGCCCCGCCCGGCGCCUCGAUGGACUGCUGCGAGAGGAUGUGCCUGCGCAUCAACAGCCGCCUCCUCAUCUCCAAGGUCUUCUACCUCUUCUUCUAUGCCGCGUACGGCUCGCUGCACCCGCUGCUGGCCCUGUACUACAAGCAGCUCGGCAUGUCGGCCAGCCGCAGCGGGCUGCUCGUCGGCAUCCGCUACUUCAUCGAGUUCUGCAGCGCCCCCUUCUGGGGCGUGGUGGCCGACCGCUUCAGGAAGGGCAAGAUGGUGCUGUUGUUUUCCGUCCUGUGCUGGCUGGUGUUCAACUGCGGCAUCGGCUUCGUCAAACCGGCGGAGAUGAUGUGCGUGGUGGUAGGCGCCGACCUUCCUCCGACAGCGGCGGCGCCGCACCCAACGACUACUCUCCCGCACGGCAACUUCACCAAGCAGACGGGCAACUCCACCAACCGCACCAGAAGUCGCCGGAGCUUUCUAGAGCUCACCGGGCUUCAAGACAUCCUGGACUCCCAUUUCGGCGCGCUCCGCCGGCACGAGCGAAGCGCAAACCUCAACGCCACUUCCGCUCCCUUGGAGCCGGCCAGAACUACCCGGCUGGCGCCAAACACCACCCUCCCCACCACCACCACCACCACGACCCCCCCGGCUCCGACCAAAGCCAAGAAGCACCAGAUCGUCUACAACAAGGACCAGGUGGAGAGCAUCUUCCUGCUCAUCCUGCUCGUCGUCAUCGUCGGCGAGUUCUUUAGCGCGCCGGCCGUCACCAUCGUGGACACCGUCACCCUGCAGUACCUCGGCAGGGCGCGCGACCGCUACGGCCUGCAGAGGAUGUGGGGCUCGCUGGGCUGGGGUCUGGCCAUGCUGCUGGUGGGCAUCUGGAUCGACCACACGCACGUGACCGUUGUGAUCGACGGUGUGGGCUGCGUCGUGCCCGACUUCCGUCUCCACAAUUACCAGAUCGCGUUUAUUGUCUUCGGCGUGCUGAUGGGCGCCGCGUUCGUCGUCGCCACUCAGUUUUACUUUGACAACGGCGGCGACUACAGGCAGGAUCUUCCGGAGGGGGCGGCCGAGGACGGGAGCAGCCCGAGAGCGUCGCCCGAGUCGGAGUCCGACUCCUCGGGCCGGACGCCCGUCGGCCCGGACGCCGCCCAGGAGUUCCGCUACAGCGAUCUGCUGAAGCUGCUGUGCAGCGUGCGCUACAGCUCGGUGCUCUUCGUCGCCUGGUUCAUGGGCUUCGGCUACGGCUUUGUCUUCACCUUCCUGUACUGGCACCUGGAGGACCUGCACGGGACCACCACGCUGUUCGGGGUCUGCUCGGUCCUGAGCCACAUCUCGGAGCUCGUCGCCUACUUCACCAGCCACAAGUUCAUCGAGCUGGUCGGACACGUCAGGGUGCUGUACAUUGGCCUGGCCUGCAACACAGCUCGCUACCUGUACAUCUCCUACCUGAAGAACGCCUGGACCGUCCUGCCCAUGGAGGUCCUCCAAGGUGUGACCCACGCCUCAGUUUGGGCCGCUUGUAUCUCCUAUCUGAGCGCCGCGGUCCCACCGGCCCUGAGGACAUCGGCCCAGGGCAUCCUGCAGGGCCUCCACCUCGGCCUGGGCCGCGGCUGCGGAGCCAUGGUGGGGGGAGUGUUUGUCAACUACUUUGGUGCGGCAGAGACGUUCCGAGGAAUCGGCAUGGCCUCCCUCGUUAUCCUCCUAAUCUUCUCCUUCAUCCAGUGUCUGACUGGAGAGACCGAGGAGAAAGAGGACAGAAUGCUGGCCGAGAACAUCCCGGUUCCCUCCAGCCCCGUUCCCAUCGCUACCAUCGACCUGGUGCAGAGCCAGACCGUCCCCGGGAGCCCCACCUCGGUGCGCCUGGCCGCCCCGCUGCCCGUCAUGAAGACCAAACACCAGGAAGAGCAGGAGGACGUGAGCAGACCCGCCUGGGUGCUCUCGGGCGCCCCCUGGGUCACCAUCGCCUUCGCCAUCGUCCAGAUCAAAGAGAUGAUGAACAUGGUGAAGAGCCGCGCGCCGCCCACAGAGAGUCAGCCCCUGCAGGUACCUAAUGAGCAGGCAUCGGCCGAGUACAAGGCGGUGGCGACGUCACACAGAAACCCGGGUGAUGACGGCACGGAAGCGCCCACGCAAACAAACUCCGCCCGUCCAGCGCCCACAGACUCUAACGAGGACAAAGACCAAACGCGCCCGUCCUCAGACGGUGGGGAAGACAACCCGGCCUUCCCAGCUGAAAACACCCACUGACUGUUCAGUCCCAAGCGGUUUUACCUUUACACGCUGCUUUUCGCUCAUGUCACUGUACGUCCUUAAAAAUGAGUCAGUAUCUUGAC
Molecule: messenger RNA, 2757 nt
Organism: Perca flavescens (yellow perch)
Lineage: Eukaryota; Metazoa; Chordata; Actinopteri; Perciformes; Percidae
Product: major facilitator superfamily domain-containing protein 6-A
Exons: 7
Coding region: 272-2671 (799 amino acids)
Biological process (GO): antigen processing and presentation of exogenous peptide antigen via MHC class I
Cellular component (GO): plasma membrane
Source: RefSeq, a predicted model, not a curated record